CGUCGUCUUAAACAGCUGUCCCUAUCUCGCAUGUGGUCUUGGCGCGUCCCUCCGGGUCAAGGCCAUGGCGGGGCGGCCGCUACAGCUCCAGCCAGGCCCGCGCGUCCUCUUAGGAAUUCAUAGCCUUAUUUAGACCGCGCCACCACCGUGCCGGGAGAACAGCUGCCCUCCUCGCUCGCUACAGGAAGUGCAGGUCCGCGCGCCUGACCCGGAACCGCAUGCUGGUCCCGCCCUCUUGGUGCCCGGCUUCCUUCUGCAACAGGCGUGGGUCACGGGCUCGCUCGCUCUCUUUCCGCCGCCAUCUUGGUUCCGUGUUCUCCGCACAAAAUGCCCGGUGAAGCCACAGAAACCGUCCCUGCUACAGAGCAGGAGUUGCCACAGCCUCAGGCUGAGACAGCUGUGCUUCCUAUGUCUUCAGCCCUGAAUGCUGCUCUAAGGCAGCCUGGACCUCCCCCUCCUUCCGCCCUGGGCCCCCAGCAAAGCCCUCUAGGAAUUGCUCCUCAGCCUUCUCCACUCCCUUCUAGUGUUUCCUCGACCCCCUUUGAAGUUCCUUUUGCCCAGCCCGUAACAGCUGAAACUGCUCUGCCCUCAGGAACCAUCCCUCCCACCCCAACUUUCCUGCCACACCUGAUAGGGCCUCCCAUCUCCCCAGCUGCCCUAGCCUUGGCCUCUCCUAUGAUAGGUCUAGCUCAGAAAGGUGCCCGUUCCUCCUCAGCUCCCUUGUCUCUGGUUGCAUUAGCUCCUCACUCAAUUCAGAAGAGCUCUGUGUGUCCCCCUCACCCUCUCACCUCACUUCCAUCAGCUGCUGGAGUAGAGUCAGGGACAUUGACAUCUAUGACAGCUUCUGUCCCUCCCUUAGAACUAAAGGCGGCUUCUACCAGUCACGUUCCCUCUCAGGGAACCCCGAAUCUAAAAGGCACUACCCCACGUCCUCCAGAUGUAGGCAGUGCUUUUCCUUCCCACCUCGAAAGCCACCUGGCCGCUGUAACGACCUGUCCUCAAACACUAGCCAUCAUUUCCUCAUCUCUGACACAGAAGGAACCUGUUAGUUCACCUGCUCAGAGCACUGUAACCCCCAGCAUGCCCCCAGCACCCUCUACUUCUCUGGGCUGUCGUCUUCCACUUCUACAUCACACUUCUUUGGAUUCUCCCAUCCAGCCCCCAGGUCAGUCGGGUCUUGGAGUGAAUAAGAUCAUUUCUGUAGAACAUUCUUCUAUUGCAGCCUCUUACCCACCUGAGCGUUCUCUAGUUUCUACUCUUCCUUCCAGACAUGAGCUGGCUGCUGAUUCCAUCCCAGCUCCAUCUGUUGACAAAGGUUCCUCUGCUGUUACUAGUGAAGUCUGCAGCCCUCCUGGCUCUUCACAUGCGGCUGGUGCUUCAUUGUCUUCUGUAGCCUCUCUUAUUCCUAAAGGCUCUGAUGCUGCUCUGCAGCCUUUGCUGACUCAGGUUCCUGCUUCUCAAAACACUGGCUUGAAAGAAGCUCCUGCCAUCCACCCUGCGCUGGGUAACCCUGGUCUCAUCUCUGUAGCACCUGCUACUCACGUGUCUCCUUUAGCUUCAUCAGGUCUUGUAAGUAGUAAAGACCCAGCUUUCCCUGUUUCUUCACUUGUAGUACCUGCUGCUCACAAGCAGUUCCCUGCUCCCCCAGUAUCAGUUGCUCUAGAGGUACCAGUGUCUCCUCUGCCAGCCACUGACAGCCUUAAAAAGCUUCCCGUUUCUCUAGCCCAGGCAGUACUCCCUACCAGAAAAGACGCCACUCUUCAGCCUGUGGCCCCGACAGCACUUGCAGAGUCUCCCUCUUCCCAGAGUGUACCAUCUUUGGAGGUACUUUCAGAAGAGACUAUAACAAAGAAGCCUACAGGAGGCCCUGCCCCUGGAGUGCGGCCAGCCAUUGCUGGGGUUGCUACCACUGUGUCCCUGCAUGCUGACUCUCCACCUGCCACCAUCAGGGCAGAUGCUUGUGUCAGUCAGCCUCUCAAAAGUUCUGUUGCUGCCCCAGCAAUGGCUCCGUUUCUUUCAGAAACUUGUGAUUCUAAAGGGCUGGCUCCCAGAACUGCCAGAGAUACCCCUCCUGCCACUUCAUCUCUGGUUCCUUUAGCCUCUGAAGGCUGUCCUGUGGCUCCAUCUAUGGCUUUGUCCCCCCAGAAUGCUUCUGUUUCUGUGACUACUUUGGCAUUGUUCCCUGAAAUUCCCAAGUCUGUACUCUUCCCUAAUCCUCCCUCAGCUGGGCUUUCUUUUUGCAGUGCAAAGGAAGUUGAUGUUGUCUCUCCUAUGGAGCCUUUAGGCUCCUCUCAUGAAGGGCACUCAGAUGCUUCUGUGUCUUCCAAAGGGACUGUGGUUUGUCCAGCUGACUCCUCAUCUUUAGACACUAGUGUGUCUGCUCAGACUAAACGGCCUGCAUCCAAGAAGAAGGGUUCUGCUCUCCCAGAUGUUUCUCCUGGAAAUGCUUCAUCUCCUCUUUGUCCACUUGAGGCUUCUUUCCUUCCAGAGGCAAGUCUUUCUUUUCAAGGCCCUAAAGGCUCACUUAAUAAGCUUUCUCCCAUUCCUCCAUCCUCCAAAGGAGCCCCUAUUCCUUCAGCUGUGGCUCCUCCCUCCCCUAAAGGGGCCCCUAUUUUUCCAACAGAAACUUCUGCAUCCUCUAAACAGAUCCCAGCAGAAAUUCUUCCUUCCCCCCAAAAGACCCCAGAAGUACCGGCUUCCAGACUGACCUCAGCAGUCCAGGCUCCUAAAGUGGACCCUAUUGUAUCAGCUCUGACGCCUACCUCUUCCAAAAAGACUUCAGCAACUGCUGUCCCCAAAGAUCCUAAAGCAACCCUGUCUCUCAAAAGUGUCCCAGCUGUGACUUCUCUGACCCCCCCAAAGGUUCUUGCAGCCUCAUCUCCUACUGAAGCCUCCAUUGCACCUACUGAGGUUCCCACUUCCCUCAAAAAUGCCCCAGCAACUGCCACCCCCAAAGAGACUUUAGCAACCUCAACUCCCAAAGUUGCCUCUACUGCCCCAGCUGUGACUUCUUCCCCACAAAAGACUCCAAAAUCCAUAUCCCCUCAGGGUGCCCCAGCUCUGGCCUCUAAAAAAGCCUCCAAAGAAGUCUCAACAUCCCAGUUUCCCAAAGAGGACCCUCUUUUACCACAUGUGGCUCCUGCUUCCCCACCAAAGUCCCCAGCAAGUGACUCGCUCAGUGGGGCUCUAACAAGCCCAUCUCCCAAAGGUGCCCCUGCCACCCUAGUUGAGACUCCUGCCUGUCCUAAAAAGUCCCCCAAAACUGCAACCCCCCAAAAAACUCCAGCAACUCCAUCUUCCAAAAGGACCCCUAAAACUGCAGUUUCCAAAGAAAUUCCUUCUAAAGGGGUCACAGCUGUGCCAUUGGAGAUUUCUCUGCCUCUAAAAGAGACCUCCAAAAGUGCAACUCCUGGUGAAAAUUCAGCCUCGUCCCCAAAAGAGUCCCCCAAAACUGCAGACCCCAAAGAAACUCCACCUGAAGGGGUCACACCUGUGCCCCUGGAGAUUUCUCUGCCUCCAAAAGAGACACCCCAAAAUGCAACCCUUAGUGAAAAUUCAGCAGCCUCAUCCCAAAAAAAGUCGCCCAAAACUGCAGGCCCCAAAGAAACUCCACCUGAAGGGGUCAGAGCUGAGCCACUGGAGAUCCCUCAUUUCCCCAAAAAGGCCCCCAAAACUGCAGUCCCUAAACAGGUUCCUGUAACCCCAUCUCCCAAAGAUGCCUUCACUACCCUAGCUGAAAGUUCUCUCUCUCCCAAAAAGGCAUCUAAAACUGCAGUCCCCAAAGAAGCUCUGGCAACACCAUCAGUGGGAGUCACAGCUGUAUCAGAGAUUUCUCCCUCCCCCCAAAAGACCUCAAAAACUGCAGCCCCCAAAGAGAAUUCAACAACCACAUCCCCCAAAAGAUCCCCCCAGACUGCAACCUACAAAGAAAACUUGACUUCAUCCCCAAACAGGUCCCCCAAAACUGCAGCCUCCAAAGAAACUCCAAGCACGUGUUCUGAGGGGGCUAUAGCUGUGUCACUAGAGACUCCUCCAUCAACCCCCACUCCAGCCUCCAAACGGGUUCCUGUGACCCUGUCUCCCAAAGAUGCCCCUAAUGCCCUAGCUGAGAGUCCUGCCUCCCCUAAAAAGGCUCCUAAGACUGCAGCCCCCAAAGAAACCUCAACUCCAUCCCCCAAAAAAAUUACCAAAAUGGCAGGUCCCAAAGAGGCUCCAGCAACCCCACCUUCCAAAAAGACCCCCAAAACUAUAGUCCCCAAAGAAACUUCAGCUCCUUCUGAGGGGGUCACAGCUGUACCACUGGAGAUCCCUCCCUCCCCCAGAAAGGCCCCCAAAACUGCAGCCCCCAAAGAAACUGUAGCCCCAUCUCCUGAAGGGGUCACCUCUGCACCGGUGCAAGUUCCUUCUUCCUCCAGGAAGGGCUCUAAGACAGCAGGCUCCAAAGAAACACCCACAACCCCAUCUCCUGAAGGGGUCACCGCUGCACCACAGGAGAUUCCUCCUUCCCGCAAAAAGGCCCCCAAGACUGUAGACACUAAACAGGUUCCUCUAGCCCCAUCUCCUAAAGUUGCCCCUACUACUCUAGCUGAAAGUGCUCCCUCUUCCAAAAAGGCAUCCAAAACUGCAGCUCCACCCUCUGAAAGGGUCACCACUGCACCUCCAGAGAAGCCUGCCACCCCCCAGAAGGCCUCAAUAACUGCAGCCUCCAAAGUGCCCGGCCCUGCGGAGACACAGGAAGUUACUGUCUCCCCCAGAGAGAUUCCAGUAACCCCAGCUGCAUCCCCAGUCAAGAAUCCUUCCUCCCAUAAAAAGACCCCAAAGACUGUAGAUCUCAAAGAAGCCCCAGCAACCCUCCCUCCCCCCCCUACAAAGAGCCCCAAAAUUCCAUCAUCCAAAAAGGCACCAAGAGCUUCAGCCCCUAAAGAAUUUCCAGCAAGCCCUUCUAGUAAAGCUGACACUGCCUCACUGGCACAGAUGGCUCCUCCCUGUCUGCAAAAGGGCCCGUCCACUACAGUCCCCAAGGAGAAUUUAGCUGCCCCAGUUGUUAUUCCUGUCUCCAACAAAAGCCCAGCAGCCCCAACUCCUACAAAUGCUUCCACUGCCCUAGCUGCCGCUUCCCUUUCCCCAACUCCCCCAGUCAAGAUCUCUCCCUCUAAAAAGACCCCAGCUGCUGCAGCUCCUCAAACCGCUUCAAAAGAGACCACAACAACCCACUCUUGUAAAAAGGCUCCAGCCACUGAGACUUUAGGGGAGACUUCAACAGCUCCAUCUCUCAAAGGGGCCCCCAAGGAGACCUCAGAAACUUCAAUGUCCAAAGGAGUUCUCACGCCCACAGUCAACUCUUCCCCUCCUAAAAAAGCCCCAUCCUCCAAGAGAGCCUCUACUCUCCCUGCUCCAUCUCUUCCCUCUCUUAAAGAGGCCUCUGUUCUCUCACCCAUCGCCACUUCUGCAAAAGACUCCCAUACCUCCCCAGUGUCUGUUGCUUGUAGCACAGGAACUACAGCAAAGAAAGAUCCUACAGCUCUCACAGAAGUGCUUGCUGCACCCACUCCAGAAAGUGCUUUGGUCAUCACUGCUCCCGUUCAGAAAGGCCCAAGAGCCAAAAGCAAUUCUGCUUCGCCUCCUAAGUGCCUAGAUCCCUUCCCUAAGAAAGAUACAAAGGGCCUCCCUUCUGUAGUAGCUCCAGCCCCUCAGAGAGUCUUUUUUGAGAAAGACUCUUCAAAAACUGCAGAAGCUCUGCCUGUUUGCCCUGCAAAAGACAGUGAUUGUCUUCAUUCCCCAAAGGGCCCUGUGGAGUCUCAGGUAGCUACUCCUCUGGCAGCAUUUACCUCUGACAAAGUCCUUCCGGAAGCUGUGUCUACAUCUGUGACUCCAAGGCCUGCCCCAGCAGCUUCCCUGACUCUUGCCCCCUCCCCAGUUCCCCCUCUGCCUCCUAAACAGCCACUUCUUCAGUCUGUACCUGAGUCAGUGCUGGAAUCACCCUCUAAGCUCCCAGCCCCUGCUGAUGAGGAUGAGCUGCCGCCUCUGAUCCCCCCGGAAGCAGUCUGUGGGGGAGAGCCUUUCCAGCCGAUCCUCGUCAACAUGCCCACCCCUAAACCUGCUGGGACCCCAGCCCCAGCCCCCUCUGCCAAGCAGCCUGUUCUGAAGAACCACAAGGGUAUUUGCCUUGGUUUGCUGUGUGCAUGGUGUGUUGCCCACACCCCUCUUGGGGGCUACCCACCAAUACUAACUAGGACGCGUCGCUUUGUACAGUAUGUCUGCUUGAGUUUGGGCAUAGUACAUAAAAUGGUAACUUUAAAUAUAGAAGCUCUAGGAAUAUGAACUAAAUCUUGGUUUCUGUCAUCUCAGGUAAUACUUUAUGCCUUUGUGUAAAGUGGUCCAGGCUAAGUAAGCUCUGGGUCUAGCAUUCUUUUUAACCUGAGCUGAUACUGAAAACCAAGACCUACCAGGCCUUUACUGUACUCUAAUUCUCAUCACAUCACUAACCUUGUCCCUGGGCCUGGAAUUUGCUUUGGUAAAAAAUAAUAAAAAUGGAAAGAAAAAAAACUUCCAAGCUAUUUCUUUUCUUCUUAGACUUAGUAACUACCAGUUGCCCAGGGACCUCCUUUUUGUAAGAAUGUAGAGAGCUGUUUUAUCUGGCCUGAGUAUGGUGUGGGUGUAUGCUUUCCUCUCCAGUAGACUUUACUGAUGCUUGGCCCUUCAAUUGAAGGAAAUUAAGAUGUAUCAGUUAUGUGUGGGAGUGGGGGAGUCAUGGGUCUAUAUCUAGUAGAGAUAAGAAAUGAUAGGGCUUAACAAUAUGGAGGUUGUCUAGUGCCCAGUUAAAACUCUUUCCGGGAGUGGUUUGAAAGGCAGAAUGUCUGUACAACUGCUUCUGACCUUCCGACCUUAUUUAAAGGGUUCUCACUUAAAUGUAUCUAAAGAUGUCUCUGCCUGAUUAUUUCUGGAUGGGGAUAAAAUUUGGAAUCUCAUGGAUGCUUGGUAUUUGUGCCAAGAGGUGAAGAUCUUAAGAGAGAGAAGGCAGUUAGAGCAUGUAAGCUGCUUAGCUGUAUCUAGCUAUUGUCCCACAUCCCCAAAGAAAGGUCUUCGAUGGAUUCCUGUAGGUUGGAGGCCUCGGGCUGGGUCGCAGAAGCUAAUUAAUAGACUUAUAUUUACCCUUGUAAGGCCUGUGUAAAGCAGUGAUAGAUAGUUCAGGUAGUCCAUGAUGAGGUGCCACCUCUUGAAGAU
Messenger RNA from Mastomys coucha (southern multimammate mouse), 7224 nucleotides. RefSeq names its product nascent polypeptide associated complex subunit alpha (gene Naca). The record is from RefSeq and is a predicted model, not a curated record. Bases 328 to 6321 code for a protein of 1997 amino acids. Gene Ontology annotation, biological process: protein targeting to membrane. The transcript has 3 exons. Gene Ontology annotation, cellular component: nascent polypeptide-associated complex; cytoplasm. Lineage: Eukaryota; Metazoa; Chordata; Mammalia; Rodentia; Muridae.